Molecule: messenger RNA, 1465 nt
Organism: Xylaria bambusicola
Lineage: Eukaryota; Fungi; Ascomycota; Sordariomycetes; Xylariales; Xylariaceae
Product: kinase-like domain-containing protein
Exons: 3
Coding region: 145-1269 (374 amino acids)
Source: RefSeq, a predicted model, not a curated record
UUCAGAUACCUGGCUAGAUAAACCCAACCAAUGCCAACUCCGAAUCUUGAUGGCAAUCCGGUGCUAGUCCAAAAAGUAGUAUCAAUCUCUAAUACACCCAGGCUAGUAGAAUUGCUUGAGUCGAUACAGUGAAUAAACAACAUUAUGGAUGCGACAGCUCGGGAAGAGAUCAAGUCGAAGGUCCUCGCCAACCUAGAGCAGACUCUAUUUGCAGCUGCAUCGUUGCACGCACUUUCGGGUGGCACGGCUAACUUCCUCUACCAUGCAACGUUGAAGAAGUCUCUCCCCGAUGGUACGAUAGACGUUCUCGUCAAGCAUAGCGAGGACUACAUUGCCAAUUCGCCAACCUUCAAGCUAACGCUAUUUCGCUGUCGCAUCGAAGAGGAGUGUUUGAAAGCAUUGUCCGACUUCUCAAUUGAAGAGAAAUCAAGCGACACAGCCAGAUUCAUAGUAAGAACACCUAGGGUCUACCACUUCGACGAAGAACGCAGUACACAAAUUCAAGAGCUGCUGCGCGAUGGCAAAGAUCUAAAAACAUACGCACUCGACACGUACUUGGCGAACACACCUGACGCAGUACGUCCGCAAUGUCUCCAGCUCGGCCGCGCGCUGGGGAAAUGGCUGCGGAGCUUUCACACUUGGUCAGCGACGCAGACGGGGUUGCGCCAGAUGGUGACCGGAAACAAAGAGCUGCAACAGUUGAAGCAUUAUAUCAACUUCUCGUGGCUCCUCGACCGCGUGGAGCAGUUCCCGUCAAUCUUGAGCGAGGCAAAGGGCGUAUUCGAGAACGUUAAAGAAAUGGCAGCGAAAGAGCUUGAGGACGAAAGUCAAUUGCAACCUAUCCAUGGCGACUUCUGGACAGGAAACAUCUUAUUGCCAGACAGGCCCAUUCACGAAAACAGCGACAUCACCAUGUUCGUCAUUGAUUGGGAAAUGGCACAGAUGGGGCUGCCGAACCUAGAUUUUGGUCAGAUGGUGGCCGAGCUGUACGAGUUGAAGCUCUACAAAGACAUCACUGCCGGUCUGUGGAUGGUGCAAGGGUUCGCGGAGGGCUACGGCGAAGUAAGUGACGACUUUGCCUUCCGCACGGCGAUUCAAAUUGGGGCACAUUUGGUUAGUUUUGGGACGUCGGUUCAAGGCUGGGGAACGCCGGAACAGGUGGAAAUGGUAGCUCGCACGGGACGAGAUAUCAUAGUCCAUGCGUGGCAGAAAGACCGCGCGUGGUUUCAGCAAGGUGAUCUGGCGUGUCUGUUCGGCUCGGCUGCAUAAGAGGAGACGACAAGGCACAGCGAAGUUUACAAUUACUGCACCUGUAGACCUAGAACUACACUUAUAUGCUUAUUAAUGAUGAGUGUGUUUCCGGCGGGCAUGGCUUCACAUUGAUAUGUAGUGAAUGGUGUCGUUGGACGUUAAGUGGCAAAGCUACCACAGGGCCGCUUUUAGGGGUUCACAAACUCUGACUGAC